Molecule: messenger RNA, 1411 nt
Organism: Ruditapes philippinarum (Manila clam)
Lineage: Eukaryota; Metazoa; Mollusca; Bivalvia; Venerida; Veneridae
Source: RefSeq, a predicted model, not a curated record
AUAAAUGUUCAAAUCUUAAUGCUGGUGAUGGAAUGAACAUAUCAUUACUUCGGGAUGGGAAGACAACUUCUGCAGUAUUCAUGUGUGAAACGGGAUAUAGUUUGUCACAUUUGAAUAAUGUCACAUGUCUUAGUAAUGGCAGUUGGAACACAGCAGUGCCAUUUUGUGUUAUAUGUGAACCAUUGAAUGCUACAACGGCUCUGUCAUAUAGUUUAAAUUCAAACGGUAAAUUGACCUCAGCAACAUUUGUGUGUUCAACUGGAUAUGAUAUGACUGGACCAAAAAUAAAAACAUCGGUCGAGGCCGGUCAGCAGGGUAGCAAUGAUGGUACAAGCUCUGGUGUUGCUAUAGCCUUUGGUGUUCUGUUUAGUAUUGCCACAAUAGUGGCUAUAAUUCUUGCUGCUAUUGCAUGGAGAUUGUGGAAGAAAUACAAGUCAGUUGGUGGAGCAAAAGCUAGCACAUAUAUACAAGAUGUGAAACCAAGUUCAUUAUUUGAUGAGAUUGACCAAGACAAAAUUACUCCAUCAAGAGCACCUUUAGGCCAUCAGCGCCAUGUGACAGAUAUGGGACGUGCUGACUCAUCAUUGGCACCACUUGCCCAUCUAAAACAUGAGACUGAUACACUGGGUAAGAUGAACUCUAAUUCCCCAGCCCCACUUACCACCAGAAAUAUUGAACUUCAAAGACCACCUAUGAUGAUUGGUCGUCGGUCUCCUACCAUGUACUCAUCAACGUCUGCCACUCCUUCAUCAUUACGAUCAAUCAGUCUAGGAUCAUUUCUACCAGAUCAGAUCGGUUCUCCAAGAGACACAUCAUCGCCAGCAUCAAAUGUUUUAGAUAUACCAAAAAUCCAGAUCGAAGACUCAAAACCAAAAAGAGUAGCAAAGAAAGCAAGGAAUCAGGAUACAGAACCGAAAUCCGGAAAAUUGUCACCAUUCAUGCCAAUUAAGGAGACACCUGUAUAUCGUGAAGGUAGUCCAUUACCUCAGCAGAUUCUUACACCAAGAAAUGCUGAUGAUAUUGCUAGAGAGCUUAAACAGGUAAAAAAUAGUGCAGAUGAUAAACCGAGAAGAAAGCGUGAAAAGAAACCAAAAGGUGACCUCAUUGAUAAAGAUAAAAACUUGUUGAAAAUAUAUAGCAGGAAGGAUACAAGUUCUCCAACACCAGGAAUAUCUUCCCCGCAGUAUCAGAAGCUAGCAGGUUAUGAACAAGAUAAUGAAAUUUCUGACAUUGAAGUUUGAUGGGUUAAUUAUGCUUGUCAUUAUGUUAAGUGUACAUCUGUGUGUUUAAGAGAUAAACUAUUCUAGUUGUCUGUCAACAUCCUCGCAAGGAGUUUGACGAAAAAAUAGAAAGAUAAAAAAUUUUCAAUGUUUUACUGAUUUUUUUUCAUCUUUUAAGAGCAUCAGUGAAU